This is a messenger RNA of Pseudogymnoascus destructans, 3771 nucleotides long. RefSeq lists its product as uncharacterized. The coding region runs from base 1 to 3771 and encodes 1256 amino acids. Lineage: Eukaryota; Fungi; Ascomycota; Leotiomycetes; Thelebolales; Thelebolaceae. Gene Ontology annotation, biological process: nuclear pore organization; protein import into nucleus. The transcript is spliced from 4 exons. Gene Ontology annotation, molecular function: structural constituent of nuclear pore. Gene Ontology annotation, cellular component: nuclear pore transmembrane ring. The record is from RefSeq and is a predicted model, not a curated record.
AUGAACGGAACUCCUCGUCUGAGGUCCUCAUACCCUUCGACUCCAGAAAGCCAGAAGCGAACAGCUUCGAAGACACUCUCAUCUGGAGGAGAAGGGUCUCGAAUUCAAUUACAAGCUAUAUCUCGCUCAGCUAGAGCCCCCACGACAACAUCUUCACCCUUAAUUCCUCUCACGGUGCUAGAUGCACCUAGCCAACGGCUAUAUGUCUGCGCUUUGUAUAUUGCUCUAUUAGCGUGGCGUCUUUACGAUUGGUCAAAUCUUGUUGAAGAUGAAGCCGAGUCGUUCUGGCUUUUUAUAAAAUGGGUUGCGUUGGAUGGGAUCGUUUUGUACGGGCUUCCAGAAUUGCGGAUACCCUGGCUGGAAUGGUCCAACACGGCCACAACUGGGAUAUUCCUGAUCCACGCCAUCGUGAACGGCAUGCUGAUGUUUAGAGUUCCAAUACCAAUUGAAGCUGGACUGGCUGUUGUGGCCCGGCAUCUCUACGACCGCGAGUUAUCCAUAUCCGAAAAUCGGGUGAAGCCAGCUAGCAUUUUACACAACUCUUCCCUGAUUAUGGGCAAGCAGAUCAUCAAUAUAUUGCCUGAAGGUUCUGUGACGCUGAAUCCAGACGGCCUCACAUUUUGCAUUGAAAACAAGAAUUCGAUUGUGAAGUUACCCAUACGACUAAACCAGACCGAUCCUGUUUAUAUCGAACUUCUUCGUUUGGACUUUGAUACGAGCAAAAAUGAGUCUAUAAUUAUUAAACAAAAGGAACUACAGACUCUCAGGAAACAAGCUGAGAAACGACGCCCUAGAGACUCCAAUACGUUGACGCUUGACUAUGCCAUCAAAAAGCCAGGUCUGUACAGAUUACAGAUCGUCAUGGAGAAGUCAGAUCUGGACGUCCAACGCCGCAUGUCUGAUACACUGGUUGUUCUCUGCCCCAAAGCAGUGAUCCAGCCUUCUGUGGCAGAUAAAUGUAUCGGUGAUCUUUCUGACUUAACAAUCCAAGUUACUGGUACCCCUCCAUUGAAAAUCGUAUACAGCCGACGAAUCAAUGAAAUGGAUGAAAGCUUCCACUUCCAAAGCCUUCAGCCUGAAGAUUUGGUGUCGCCACUUUUAGGCGCAACUCGUGCCUCGACGUUUGCUGCUACUUAUGAGGAAGAUAUGUCCUGGGGCGGAUUACACUCAAUAGAUGUGCGGCUGAAUGAAUCUAUGGCGUCCUCUGGGCGCUGGCUGUAUUCUAUUGACGAAAUACACGAUGCCACUGGUAAUAUAGCAAACUUCUCAGCCCGAGGAGAGGAAGGCGAGACUAUCCAUUCCAAAGGCACCCACCUCGAACAUGCAUUCACAGUUCACGAGCGACCUGUUGCGCAACUGGACCUGGUCUCAUCUGAUAGCCAGCUACGAGUUGCUAGUGGGCGUUCGGCAGAGCUUCCUAUCAAACUCGGCUCUUCGGGUGGAUCCUCCGAACAAUACGGCGACGUGAUUGCCUAUCGGUUUUCUCCUAUUGAUACCCUUGCCGCCAAUGGCGAUCACGGCAGCGAGUCUAUUGUUGUGGAGUUUACUACGAAUUCUUCACGUCAACGACCCCCCAUUCAUAAGCCUGGCCUUUAUACCCUUCUGAGCAUCUCGAGCAAACACUGUGAAGGCGAAAUCCGAGAACCAUCGUCGGUCCUACUCAUGAAUCCGCCAAAACCCGACUUGGCAAUUUUGUCGGAGGAUAUCCACGACAAAUGCGCCGACAAUUCAAUCGGGAUCAUGGUAGAUAUGGAUCUGAGCGGCACUCCACCGUUCGUGGUCAGGUACGAAGUUGAACAAAAUAAAAAGGUUGAGCGCCAAAAGAUUCAAAUUGAUGGCUCGAGACAUCAGCUAGAGCUCAAACCUAGGGAGGCUGGCCACUUCAUUUACCGCUUUACAAGCAUCGACGAUGCUGUGUACAAGGACCAUCCGCUAUCUUCGUCUGAACUAACCCUCGAGCAAGACGUGAAGCCGCCAGCAUCUGCAUAUUUUGUCAGCUUUGACCAAGUCGUGGCUUGCAUCGACGAGCCGGUUCAAACUAAAGUCUUAUUAUCUGGCGAGCCUCCCUUCACACUUGAAUAUGAGCUAGCCUACGGUGGGAAGCGGAAGAAACAUAAAGAGUCAGACAUCAAUGCAUACCAGUAUACAAUUACCACAGACCCACUGACGCGUGGCGGGGACUAUUCCCUUGCUCUUGUGAGCACACAAGACAAAACUGGCUGCAAGAUUUUUCUCAAUGACGAAAUCAGGAUAAACGUCCGACGGCAGCGACCGAAAGCGUCCUGGGCUCAGAUUGAGUCCAGGAGGUCCGUAAUGACGCUGGAGGAUAAAAUCGUUGAUUUACCACUUCGACUGGAGGGUGAGGCUCCCUGGACGAUAACGUACCGCAACCUGAACGACACAUCGAAGAUCGAGAAGGUUGUGAAACAGCGGAGCAGCAAUGACUACAUCCAAAUCAAUGGACGCGGUAUUUACAAACUCGAAAGCGUCCAUGAUAGACAAUGCCCUGGCACUGUUGAUGAGUUAGCCUCCUCGUUUGAGGUGAACUGGCUUGCUAGGCCACAGCUUAGGAUUUCCGAUAGCUCGGGAAUCCAGCAGCAAGGCAACAGAUACGUGAAACGCGAAGUUUGUGAGGGUGAUGUGGACGCAAUGGAAAUAAAAAUCACCGGAUCCCCGCCAUACCAUCUCAAGUACCAACACCACCACAAGCCUGACCGUGGGUCGCAAUCCGUCAAUGUCAAAGAAAUUGAUGCCGCCUUGGGUAGCGUAACCAUUCCGAUGGAUACGAGCAAGGCCGGCUCUCAGACAUAUGCCUUCAAUGAGCUUUCUGAUAACGCCUACGAUCAUGACCUUAAAAAGCACACUGUAUUAACAGUUCAGCAAACGGUGAACCCGAAACCCUCGGCCACAUUUUUGAAACCAGGCCAGUCUUAUAAAUACUGCAAAGAAGAAGAAUCUGGUGAUGAGGUCAUUCCGAUUGAAUUGCACGGCCUACCUCCCUUCUACCUGGAGAUCGAUAUCAAGCACCAGAGCAGUUCCCGACCUGAAACGGUAAAGCUCGCCAACAUCGAUUCCAACCACUACGAUUUCCGUAUCCCUCAUAGGGUGUUGUCGCUUGGGGCCCAUCAUUUGAGCGUGCGCAAGGUCCGCGAUUCACGUGGCUGCCAAACAAAGCUAGAAUAUGGAGCCCCCAAGGUUCAAGUGCAGGUAUUCGAUGUCCCAACCAUCUAUGCACUCGAACCUAAAGUGGAUUAUUGUGUUGGGGAUCGGAUCUCGUACACAUUAUCCGGCACGCCGCCUUUUGAUGUUUACUACAAUUUUGGCGACGUACAAAGGAAAGCCAAAUCCUCAAGUACGAAUUUCAGACGCAUUGCAGAAAAGUCUGGUAACUUCACUAUCACUUCCAUCUCGGAUCGGGCUAGUGAGUGCAAGGCCAAGAUUGGCAUCACCAAGACGAUCCACGAGAUGCCAAGCGUGAAGAUUAGUAAAGGCAGGCAGGUUUCAGUUGAUAUCCAUGAGGGCGGACAGGCACAGAUCCUCUUCGAAUUUUGGGGGACGCCGCCUUUCGAAUUUACAUAUACCAGAAGCACAAACGCACGAAAAGGACACAAGUCUCAGGUGUUGGAGACAAAGCACGAUAUCUCAUUUCAGCACAGCAAAACCGUGCAAGCAUCCCAAGAAGGCACUUACGAAGUUGUUGCGAUUAAGGAUAAGUUUUGUGCGUUUUCGACUCAAAGACUUGAUGGAAAGGCAGAGAAAUUACUUCAAUGA